Molecule: messenger RNA, 1299 nt
Organism: Salpingoeca rosetta
Lineage: Eukaryota; Choanoflagellata; Craspedida; Salpingoecidae
Product: medium-chain specific acyl-CoA dehydrogenase
Exons: 12
Coding region: 118-1299 (393 amino acids)
Biological process (GO): medium-chain fatty acid catabolic process; fatty acid beta-oxidation
Cellular component (GO): mitochondrion
Molecular function (GO): flavin adenine dinucleotide binding; medium-chain fatty acyl-CoA dehydrogenase activity
Source: RefSeq, a predicted model, not a curated record
GCCUGUUUCAGUGAGAGGGUUGUUUUGGUUUGCCACUUGUUCUUGCGACCAUCCAUCCAUUGUGUGGUGUUUGUGCGCUCCGUCCAUCCCCUGUCGCCACAUCGAUCCACCGCCGCCAUGCUGAGCCGUGCUUUGCUCCGCGCUGCCGCGCCUGGCGUUCGUCGCCUCUCCUCUGCCACGACGCUUCGCUCUGGCAUGAGCUUUGAGCUCACCUCCGAGCAGCAAGAGUUUGUGGACCUCGCCCGCAAGUUUGCCCGUGAAGACGUGAUGCCUGUCGCUGCCGAGCUUGAUCGCACUGGCGAGUACCCCUGGGACUUGGUCCACAAGGCGCACGGCCUCGGUCUCAUGAACCUCCACAUCCCUGAGGAGUACGGUGGGCUUGGCUUGCACUCGCUGGACGGGUGCAUCAUCACGGAGGAGAUUGCGUUCGCGUGCUCCGGGGUGCAGACGGCGCUGGAGGCCAACAGCCUCGCCGAGAUGCCCGUCAUCCUCGCCGCAAACGACGAGCAGAAGAAGAAGUACCUUGGACGCAUGACCGAGGAGCCCCUCGUCGCAUCGUAUGGCGUGACGGAGCCCAUUGCCGGAUCAGACGUCGCCGGCAUCAAGACCGUCGCAGAGAAGAAGGGCAACGACUAUGUGCUCAACGGCCAGAAGAUGUGGAUCACCAACGCCGGCCACGCCAACUGGUUCUUCGUGCUCGCCAAGACGGACCCGAGUGCGCCCGCCAGCAAGGCCUUCACGGGCUUCAUCGUGGACGGCGACUCGGCAGGCCUCACACGCGGCAGGAAGGAGAUGAACAUGGGCCAGCGCUGCAGCGAUACGCGCGGCGUCACCUUUGAGGACGUCGUUGUGCCCGCAGCGAACGUGCUUGGCAAGGAGGGCGACGGCUUCAAGAUUGCCAUGGGCGCUUUCGACCGCACCCGCCCCCCGGUUGCUGCUGGUGCUGUUGGCCUUGCCCAGCGCGCCCUCCACGAGGCGACAACAUAUGCACAGGAGCGCAAGGCCUUUGGCCGCCCAAUCGCACAGCACCAAGCUGUUGCGUUUAUGCUCGCGGACAUGGCCAUUGGCGUUGAGACGGCGCGUCUGAUCACCCGCCGCGCCGCGUGGGAGGUUGACCAGGGCCGCCGCAACACCUACUACGCCUCCAUUGCAAAGGCAUACGCCGCUGACGUCGCCAACAAAUGCGCCACAGACGCCGUGGAAGUGUUUGGCUGCGACGUCUUCAACAGCAGACAGGAGACAUACAAGACUGUCGUGUGCUAUUUAAAGGGCGUGACCCUGGUUUUAGAUCAAGUUUAG